AUGGAUCUGCGCUCGCUGGUAAAUUACUACCAGGAGAAGGAUAAGGUGGGCGAGGAGAAGAAGGCGCAGGAGCAGUCAUACCCGUGCGGCCGCUACUGCAACCACCUCUACACGCCCCCUUCCAUUCUCACUGCCGAGCAGCAGCUGCAGCAGCAACAACAGUACUACCAGCAGUACUACGCUUACUACGGCUACGGCCAGCAGCCGCAGGUCUACGCCACCGCCCCCGCGGCGGGAGAUGAUGCCGCGAUUCUGGAUCUGCUGAGCCAUCUUCGACUGAUAAGAAGAGGAAGGCCGAGGAUGCCGGAGAUGCAGAGGUGCAAGAGGCCAAUGAUGAGGUGA
Messenger RNA from Acanthamoeba castellanii str. Neff, 342 nucleotides. RefSeq lists its product as uncharacterized. NCBI's taxonomy places the organism in Eukaryota, Discosea, Longamoebia, Acanthamoebidae. The record is from RefSeq and is a predicted model, not a curated record. The transcript is spliced from 2 exons. The coding region runs from base 1 to 342 and encodes 113 amino acids.